Molecule: messenger RNA, 712 nt
Organism: Hermetia illucens (black soldier fly)
Lineage: Eukaryota; Metazoa; Arthropoda; Insecta; Diptera; Stratiomyidae
Gene: Bka
Product: rRNA-processing protein FCF1 homolog
Exons: 2
Coding region: 62-664 (200 amino acids)
Cellular component (GO): small-subunit processome; nucleolus
Source: RefSeq, a predicted model, not a curated record
AUAUGUCAAAACAAUUCUCACGUGUACUUCUACGGCUCCAUAGUUAAAUAAAAGUAGUGAAAUGGGAAAGCAAAAGAAGACCCGCAAAAUACAAAAACAACGAGUGGCCCAGCUGAAACGCAUCAUCAAACCCACCGACAGCCGCAUCAAAGAUAAACUUCGUCUGGUGAAAAAGAAGAAACCUGACCUGGACACAAUCAAAAUCCACGAUGCGCCACAAAUCAGCUCAGCGCUCUUCUUCCAAUACAACACGCAACUGGGUCCGCCAUACCACAUUAUCGUUGAUACCAAUUUCAUCAACUUCAGCAUAAAAAGUAAACUCGAUAUCAUCCAGAAUAUGAUGGAUUGCCUCUACGCCAAGUGCAUUCCCUACAUCACGGACUGCGUUCGUGCUGAACUGGAGAAAUUGGGGGCGAAGUACAAGCUGGCGUUGAGGAUAAUCACAGAUCCACGAUUCGAAAGGCUGCCUUGCCUGCAUAAGGGCACUUACGCUGAUGACUGCAUUGUGAAUAAAAUCACUCAGCACAAAUGUUACAUUGUGGCGACGAAUGAUAAGGACUUGAAGAAUAGGAUAAGGAAGAUACCCGGUGUACCGAUAAUGUAUGUAGCGCAGCAUAAGUACGCGAUAGAAAGGAUGCCGGAGGCGUACGGGACGAAAAUGUAGUUUAGGAUUAGUUUUGUUUUCAAUAAAAUUUCUACUUUUUAAGAUUUA